GCAUAUGACAAUCUAGCGAUGAGUAGUAGGGUAGGGUAGGGUAUGAAUAUAACAAUACCUCUUUUGUUCAGUCGUACAAUUUUUCGUACAGUCGAUUCUUUAUCAUAUUUUUAUACUCUUCCUUACCAUGUUUCGACCACUUUUUUACCGACUGUAGCUCAAAAUGGGCAUACCUUGCGAACAACCAGCCCCUGGCGACCCCCACCCUACCGAAAUAUUGUUAUUGUUUUGUUUGUUGCGUCGUUAGAAAUAGUGACGAGUCGCUCAAAGAUGGAAGAUUUUUUUGAUGUGUUGAUGAACAAAAUCAAAGAGGACGAUUUCUAUGCUCUGAUAGGAUGUGACGAGUUAGCAACUGCGGAGCAAAUUGAAACUGAGUUUCGACAAAAGGCAAAAAUACUCCAUCCAGACAAAAACCCUGGCGAUGAAAACACAGCCAAGUUGUUCCAAAGAUUGCAAAAUGCUCGUAGUAUUCUGUGCGACGAGGAAAGCAGGAAGAAGUAUGACUUUUGGCGCAGAUCAGGAAUAGCUGUACCUUAUGGUCAAUGGAUUGGGCUCAGUGGAGCAGUACAUACAUCAUUACACUGGGCUGCUAAACCCAGAAAAGAACUCAUGCUUGACUACAGAAAAGUUGAAGCAAAUCCUCUGGAUGAAUUCUUUGACGGGAACCUAAAGGCAAAACGCUUAGUAUCAUCCAAUGAUGACAAUUUAAAGUUAUCAAAGUUACACAGAAGACAUGGAUGGAGUUCCAAGCAAGGAAGACACAUCAGCAAGUUUAGAAGAUAUGAGAUAUAGGACAAAUUGACUCUCAAGAACGUUUUGUAAAUAGUAUGGACAAUCAGUACACCCAAUCAUAAAGAAAACUAGAAAAGGGCUCAGUGUGAAUCAAUACUUUGAGAAAUUAGGCAACAGUGAGUGUGGGUUAAAUAUAAACGUUUCUCCACCAGGAGAUUGUUAAUUCACAGCUUGAUGAGGAUUACUUGAAAAUUUCAAUGUGGAUCCUCUUUUUCAGACAUUUCAAGAUCAUUUAGUAAGCCAUUUAUAAUACCAUAGUGCUUAAUUAACCAUCUUACACUAUCUCUUCUUGAGUGGAACAUGAUAGAAUGAAUCUGGUCAAUGACCAAUUUUUCAGUUAUUUUUCGAAGCUAAAGAGUUUCCUAUAUAAGAACACUUAGUGACUUGUUCCUAGUCAUUCAAAGUUUUUUCUUUUUGUUUUACUGUGAAUUGUUUGCAUAUUUAGUUUUGUACCAUAUAUUUAUUACAUCUUUCAGAACUAAAAGUAUGAAUGCUUAAAAUAUAGAAAAUAUUUAUCACUCUGGAA
Molecule: messenger RNA, 1318 nt
Organism: Stylophora pistillata
Lineage: Eukaryota; Metazoa; Cnidaria; Anthozoa; Scleractinia; Pocilloporidae
Cellular component (GO): cytoplasm
Source: RefSeq, a predicted model, not a curated record